ACAGAAAAUUGAAAUGAAUACUAUCCUCAUUCAAUCAAUGCUACCACCUUGCUUGCCUUUCCCAAGCCCCGCCUGUCUCUUCCCUCCCUAUAAAACCCUCUCAUCUCCAGAAAUCUCUCUCACCCUUUUCUCGCCCACCACACACCUCAAACCAGCGUCGGUAACUAGGAUAAUAAAACCCACCAAGACCACUGGCAUUUGCCGAGUAGCACGCAGAGAGAUCCCGGAUAGUACCUAUCUCGCUUUGUAUUCUUCGCCUGCUUGGUUGUCGCCGUCCGUUAAGAUGGUCGUUGUCGAUCAGUACUCUCUUGGAACUCUCUUUGCCUCUCUCUUCGCCUUUGCUCUUCUUCUAUGCGGUCUGCAGUAUAAUAUUAGGAAGAAGAAGGUCAAGGACCCGAAAGCAUUCCAGAACCAUACCCAGAGCUAUCAAAGCUCUGACACUCCGGAUACCAGCGCCGGUACUGACGUGAUCAUCGUUGGUGCAGGUGUGGCUGGUGCCGCGCUUGCUCAUACUCUUGGCAAGGAAGGGAGACGUGUUCAUGUAAUAGAAAGAGACUUGACUGAGCCAGAUAGAAUUGUUGGUGAACUGCUUCAGCCAGGGGGAUACCUUAAAUUGAUUGAGUUGGGCCUUGAAGAUUGUGUUGAGGGAAUUGAUGCCCAGCGAGUGCUUGGAUAUGCUCUCAUCAGGGAUGGGAAAAAUACUAGACUGCCAUAUCCCUUGGAAAACUUUCAUUCAGAUGUUGCUGGGAGGAGUUUCCAUAACGGUCGUUUCAUUCAGAGGCUGAGGGAAAAAGCUGCAACUCUUCCCAACGUGCAACUAGAGCAAGGAACAGUCACGUCCCUACUUGAAGAAAAUGGAACAAUCAAGGGGGUUCAUUACAAAACUAAGGAUGGCCAAGAAAGAAGAGCUUAUGCUCCUCUAACAAUUGUGUGCGAUGGCUGCUUCUCAAAUCUCCGCCGCUCUCUUUGUAAUCCUAAGGUAGAUGUACCCUCUUGUUUUGUUGGCUUGAUCUUAGAGGACUGUGAACUCCCAUUUGCAAAUCAUGGGCAUGUUAUUCUAGCAGAUCCUUCACCCAUCUUGUUUUAUCCAAUCAGUAGUACAGAAGUCCGCUGCCUUGUUGAUGUCCCUGGCCAGAAAAUACCUUCAAUUGCUAAUGGUGAAAUGGCCAAUUAUUUGAAGACAAGGGUGGCACCACAGGUUCCACCUGAGCUUCAUGCCGCCUUCAUAUCUGCAAUUGAUAAAGGCAACAUUAGAAGCAUGCCAAAUAGAAGCAUGCCAGCUGAUCCCCAUCCUACUCCUGGAGCCCUUCUAAUGGGUGAUGCCUUCAAUAUGCGUCAUCCUUUAACUGGCGGUGGAAUGACUGUGGCCCUGUCUGAUAUUGUUGUUCUAAGAGGUCUUCUUAGGCCUCUGCAUGACCUUAAUGAUGCAGCUUCCCUGAGCAAAUAUCUUGAAUCAUUUUACACAUUGCGUAAGCCUGUUGCAUCCACAAUAAAUACCCUGGCUGGUGCCCUAUACAAGGUGUUUUCUUCUUCUCCUGAUCAAGCAGGGAAGGAAAUGCGCCAAGCCUGUUUUGACUACUUGAGCCUUGGAGGUAUCUUUUCAUCAGGACCAGUGGCUUUACUUUCUGGUCUAAAUCCUCGUCCGAUCAGUUUAGUUCUUCAUUUCUUUGCUGUGGCAAUAUAUGGAGUUGGCUGCCUGCUAGUACCAUUUCCUUCGCUUAAACGAAUAUGGAUUGGAGCCAGGUUAAUAUCGGGUGCAUCUAGUAUUAUUUUCCCCAUAAUCAGGGCAGAGGGAGUGAGGCAGAUGUUUUUCCCUGCCACAGUUCCAGCAGUAUAUAGAGCUCCUCCUGUUAAUUGAUAUGUUCCAUCGAGGUACUUUCAGAGUUUGUAGCUCAACCUAAGAAAAGACUCUGGAUGCAUCCUCUUUGCUUAGACUGAUGAGUUCAUAUUAAAUGCGUAGUUCGUCGAAGGAGAUCUUGUACACGUUGUAGGAUUGAGAAUUGAGAUAAGUGGAAACUGCUCUUUAAUUGUAUGAACAACUAUCCCACCGAACUUCUGGAAUAUAAAUAGAACUUAAUAAACUUGUGUCCAUUUA
Rubroshorea leprosula is the source of this 2095-nucleotide messenger RNA. The record is from the annotation of a GenBank genome assembly. Lineage: Eukaryota; Viridiplantae; Streptophyta; Magnoliopsida; Malvales; Dipterocarpaceae.